Nicotiana tabacum (common tobacco) is the source of this 776-nucleotide messenger RNA. RefSeq names its product protein S40-4. NCBI's taxonomy places the organism in Eukaryota, Viridiplantae, Streptophyta, Magnoliopsida, Solanales, Solanaceae. The record is from RefSeq and is a predicted model, not a curated record.
CAAGUCCCUUCUUUGAUCAAAAAGUAUAGGGACCUAAAAAAUAAUAACAAUACCAUAUAUCUUCUUAUCUUUCUCAAUCAUUAUCCUAUUUAGUAAUUAAUCAUUUCCAAUUAAUGGCAAUGAGAAAGAGCUACCUCUUUCUAGGAGGAAAAGAAAGGAUUAGUCCUAUGCCUUGUAGUGCUAGUACUCUACAAUUCGAGUUUGAUGAAUCUGAUAUAUGGUGUAAUUCUAAUAAUCCAGACGAAAUUCUUCCUCAAAAAUCAAUACCUAAUUCACGUUUCUUGAAAAAAUCAGCAAAGAAAAGUGGAGGGAGGGCAAUAUCUUCAGCAGCAGCAACAACAUCAUUGCCGGUGAACAUACCGGAUUGGUCGAAAAUCCUAGGUAAUGAUUACAAGAAUAAUUGUCUAAGAGAGAGAAACGACGACGAUGACGAUGACGUGGAUUGUAGAAUUCCACCUCAUGAAUUAUUGGCAAGGACAAGAGUGGCUUCAUUUUCAGUACAAGAAGGUAUGGGGAGGACUCUUAAAGGAAGAGACUUGAGUAGGGUGAGGAAUGCUAUUUGGAAGCAAACUGGUUUUGAAGAUUAAUUAACUACUUAAUUAGCUCUUCUUUUUUUUGUAAGUUUUUUUUUUUUAGCUAUGACUUCAAUCAGAGGAUCAUGACUUACAAUAAGUUCGUGUUAUUCUCAAAUCCUCAUUUUGUUGAUAUCCUCUUUCCUUAAAUUAUGUAGAAUCAUCGGAUUUUUGUUAUCAAGAGGAUCAGUUUUUAGUUUCUUA